Molecule: messenger RNA, 471 nt
Organism: Recurvomyces mirabilis
Lineage: Eukaryota; Fungi; Ascomycota; Dothideomycetes; Mycosphaerellales; Teratosphaeriaceae
Exons: 1
Coding region: 1-471 (156 amino acids)
Molecular function (GO): protein binding
Source: RefSeq, a predicted model, not a curated record
AUGUCGACUGCCACAGACCUCCAGAGUCAGGAAGACCUUGCGCAUAGCCACCAACAGCAAGGCAGACCUGCAGAGUCAGAGGCCUUACUCCGCACAGUACUAUCAUCCCGCCUCCAAACGCUCGAUCCUCACCAUGCAGAUGUCGUCCGAGCGAAGAACAAUCUAGCAGCAAGUCUGAAUUCGCAACACAAAGACCUUGACUAUGCCGAGACCCUCCAGCUCGACGUGAUCGCUGCGGACCGUGACAGCCUUGGACCCGAGCACCCGGAUACGCUCGUCAGCCUCAACAAUCUAGGGAAUAUUUAUAUGCAUCAAGGGCGUUUCGAAAAAGCUGUCGAAACUCAGCGAAAUGCCCUCGCCACGAGUGAACGGGUGAAUGGCGAAGCGCACGAGAAUACGAUGACGUUGAAGCAUAAUCUGGACAAUACACUUCGUCAUCAGCGAGAGGCUGCGGGCACGGGAAGUCAGUAG